Molecule: messenger RNA, 411 nt
Organism: Nicotiana tabacum (common tobacco)
Lineage: Eukaryota; Viridiplantae; Streptophyta; Magnoliopsida; Solanales; Solanaceae
Source: RefSeq, a predicted model, not a curated record
AUGACCGACUGGUCAAGGAAGCUAGAUGACGCGUUGUGGGCAUACCGCACAGCGUACAAAACCCCUAUUGGCACUUCUCCUUAUCAGUUAUACUUCGGCAAGGUUUGUCAUCUACCCGUAGAACUAGAGCACAAAGCCAUGUGGGAUUUAAAAAGGUUGAACUUGGACUGGGCUGAAGCUUUAAAUUUGAGGUUCAAAUUGUUUCCGGGCAAGCUCAAAUCGAAAUGGUCCGAUCCGUUCAAGGUGGUAGAUGUAUCCCCUUUUGGAGCUGUGGAAUUAGAAUCGGAGGAUGGGCUCCAAACCUUCAAAGUAAAUGGUCAGCGAGUCAAGCACUACUUGGGCACAGAUGGAGAAAAAUACUUGGUGGAACAGUUGGCUCUCAAAGGUGGUCCAUGUCCGACCAAUGGGUGA